AUGUCUGCCUUUCCGGAUUAUCCGUUUCUUUAUUCAGAUCCCCCAGAUCCAAAUGAACAACCCCCUUCAACAUUCUUCAACAGUCUGCCAUAUCGCAAGUCCCGCUUCCACGAUGCGGCUGUCGCUACAUCGCUUGCUGUGGUCAGAAGAACAGCAGAUUCACUUGGUGUGGACUUCAACUCCCUUGUCCAGAAGGGAUGUGUUACUUCUACGGGUCAUAUGAUUUCCUGGACCGCACCGGAAUGGCCUCCUAUUCUUGUUCCGUUGCUUACGGAGAUGUGUGAAUCGUUACUGCAUUAUGAUGAUGCAAUCGAUACGCUGGAUAUCAAGAAUAAACGGGAUGCUCUCACAGAUGCAACACUGGGUCUUUUGAGAAUGUGGAAACUCAAUGAAGCACCACACUUCGAUGCAGAUGUCAACAAGACAUUCAUCUCCAAUAUCGAGUCCCUACUGGAAAGCACACCGGAGCUCAGAACGCUCAUUCUCAAGACCUUUAUCGAGACCAUCAUGGCGCAAGCCACAAGCAUCCAGUCUGGGGUUUCAUUUGAGGAGUAUAAAAAAGCACGCAUGGCCAGUUCCACUAUCAGGCCUGCAUGGGGUCUAGUUGCUCUGAUACAAGGUCUUCGAAUCACGGAAGAGGAAAAGCAGUCGGUGGCGCCAAUACUCGAUUACGGGGUGAUGAGCGGCUCGUUAUCAAACGACUAUUACAGCUUCCAUCGCGAGUUCGAUGAACAUAUGAAGUCUGGAACGCUAGAUGCAAUCCACAACGCCAUGGCGCUGCUGAUGACCGAAUAUGGAUAUUCCGAGGAGGAAGCGGGAGACAUCUUAAAGCAGGAGGUACUUGCCGCAGAGAAACAGCUUAUGCAGCAUUAUGAAGCAUGGGAAGCCUCCGAUGCUCCCAAGUCGGAUAACAUCCGCUCGUAUGUGGUUCUCUUCAUUCUGGCUGUUGGUGGGGGAAAUUACUGGCAGUCUCAGAGUUCGCGGUAUCGCAAUGAAGGCAUGACGACCACGAUUGAGGAUCGAGCUCGGCUGCUCCAGCCGCGAAGGGAGCACUUAUUGCGACUCGAGGGUUAUCCCUCUCCAGCAAACCUAGAUGGAAGCUGCCCUCUCUCUGAAGUUAUUGGACGCACAGCAGUUUCCGAAGCCCAGACGGUUCUGGCGACGAAUAGCCACUCUACAAAAGGCGAUAUCUUCGCGCGCUUCCAACCUGCUGACGCAGAUAAGAUUUGCAUGGCACCGUUCGAUUACAUCAAGUCGCUGCCAGGUAAGAACACACUCGGCAGGUUUAUCGACUGUCUCCGGGCGUGGUUUAAUCUGCGCGAUGAGCACAUCGCCAUAUUAACGAAAAUCGCGGUCAUGCUGUUCAAUUCAACACUCCUACUCGAUGAUAUCGAGGACGGCUCGGCCCUUCGUCGCGGCCAGCCGGCAGCACAUGUAAAAUUCGGAGUCGGACAGACGGUCAACAGCGCCACCUUUCUGCACGCGGAGGCAGUGAGCCUAGUGCUUGAGCAUCUCGGGCCUGACUGUCUAAACAUAGUCCUCGACGAAAUCAAAACCCUGGCGCGGGGCCAAGCGCUUGAUCUCCACUGGACAUUCAUUCAGGCCCGCCCGACUGUGAACGAAUAUCUGACUAUGGUCGACCACAAAACCGGCGGAUUCUUUCGACUGGUCCUCCGAGCCAUGGGUAGCCUGUCCUCGACUGCUGUUGAUUCGGACCUGGAACAUCUGGUGACGUUGAUGGGGAGGUACUACCAGAUCCGUGACGAUCAUCAAAAUUUGGCAUCAGACGAGUACACGGCCAAGAAAGGCUUCUGCGAUGACCUUUCCGAAGGAAAGUUCUCCUUUCCAAUCAUCCACUUGCUCCAGCAUAGUUCCAAGGCGAAUACCUUGUUCAAGCUCAUCUAUGACCGACAGAACGGCGAUAUCUCUCAUGCGGACAAGCUCUAUGUUCUCACAGAGAUGAAGGAGUGUGAGAGUCUUACAUAUGCCUCUGAGGUGCUCGAUGAACUAUUCACGUCCAUCGUCGAGACAUUGGACAGACUGGAAGAGAAAAUGGGUCAGAAUAAACAACUGAGGUGUCUGAUACUUUCAUUGAAGCUAUAG
Molecule: messenger RNA, 2103 nt
Organism: Aspergillus clavatus NRRL 1
Lineage: Eukaryota; Fungi; Ascomycota; Eurotiomycetes; Eurotiales; Aspergillaceae
Product: polyprenyl synthetase family protein
Exons: 8
Coding region: 1-2103 (700 amino acids)
Biological process (GO): isoprenoid biosynthetic process
Molecular function (GO): prenyltransferase activity
Source: RefSeq, a predicted model, not a curated record